CUUAACGUCAUUCUUUCUACCAACAUGGCGCUAGCAAAGAGUGUCUACAACUUGAUCUUCAGGAGGACGUCAACCUUCGCCAUAACCAUUAUGGUUGGAGCUAUCGUCUUUGAGCGAGUGUUUGACCAAGGUGGAGACGCGAUAUUUGAGCAGAUAAAUCGCGGGAAACUGUGGAAACACAUCAAACACAACUACGAAGAGAAAGACGAAGAAUAACUUCGAGAAACAGCGUUCAGUGGGUCUGAGGCCGGCUGCAUUCCCAGUCCCAGAGUUGACCCUGACAACACCAGCACCAUGGACUGUGUCCUCAUCUGCCACAACCAUCGUCAUCUGGCACAAAGCCCAAGUGUGUGGGAAUAUAACGUUUAUGUUAAAGACUUUGAAGGAUUCAAAAGUCCUGGAUUGUUGGUGUCGCCUCCUCUUCCUCCUUCGUCAUACUUUAAUGCAGCCUCCCAUGUCGUCGUCAUGUCUAUUACUUUGUGUGGAAAUGGCUAAUUUUAUGUUAACGUUAAUAAAUCUAACAGUUACCUACACUUA
Molecule: messenger RNA, 537 nt
Organism: Alosa sapidissima (American shad)
Lineage: Eukaryota; Metazoa; Chordata; Actinopteri; Clupeiformes; Clupeidae
Gene: uqcr10
Product: cytochrome b-c1 complex subunit 9
Exons: 2
Coding region: 25-216 (63 amino acids)
Biological process (GO): mitochondrial electron transport, ubiquinol to cytochrome c
Source: RefSeq, a predicted model, not a curated record